AUGCCUUCCCUCAAGGAACAGUUCGAAGAGGCCGCCAAGGAUGUCAACAACCUCAAGGCCAAGCCCUCAAACGACCAGCUCUUGAAGCUUUACGGACUCUACAAGCAAGCUACAGUGGGUGACGUCAACACAGAACGGCCUGGAGCCAUGGCCUUCAAGGAGAAGUACAAGUGGGACGCAUGGAAGGAGCUGGAGGGAACAUCAGAGGAGGAUGCCCAGGAGCAAUACAUCAAGCUCGUUGACGAGCUGAAGGCCAGCCUUGGAUUCUAA
Penicillium pulvis is the source of this 270-nucleotide messenger RNA. RefSeq lists its product as uncharacterized. The transcript is spliced from 3 exons. Bases 1 to 270 code for a protein of 89 amino acids. Gene Ontology annotation, molecular function: long-chain fatty acyl-CoA binding. The record is from RefSeq and is a predicted model, not a curated record. Lineage: Eukaryota; Fungi; Ascomycota; Eurotiomycetes; Eurotiales; Aspergillaceae. Gene Ontology annotation, biological process: fatty acid metabolic process.